CCCCCUGUACUUGGCUCUGGUGAGGGGGCACCUCGAGUACCGUGUUCAGUUUUGGGCCCCUCGCUACAAGAAGGACAUGGAGGUGCUGGAGUGAGUCCAGAGAAGGGCAACAAAUAAUGAAGUCCAGUUGCCUUUUACCUGCUGAGAGGAGACAGGAGAAAGCAAAGCAAUCCCUAUGUGGCUUGGGAGGAGUGGAAGGGUUAGAAUGUGCUCCCUGAAACCUUCCCAGCAAAGACCAUGGGAUGCUGCACUUGGGCUGUGAGGCAUUUUAGAAGGGCUCUGGGGCAGUUUAGACAGCCUCAUGGCCCUGAGAGCAUGAGUGGGGCUCCGCAGCAGGAUACAUUCGUGCAAACCCACAAUGCUCCUAUCAGGCCCUUGGUUCAGAGGACACCAUGUUUUUUGCGCUGCCUACGUGAUGUGUUCUUUCCCAAAAGCUGUGCAUAUCAUUUCUUCUACUUCCUUGGGAAAAGGUCUUUGCUAAAUUUCCUCUUUUCUGUCUUUUCAAAUGAAUACAAUGCCCAGGACACAAGGAAACAUCUUUGACGGUCCAAGACCUUGGAAUGGAUUUUGAGCCUUCAAGAAGGAAUGUGGAGAUGGACAUCACAAGGGCUCCAGAAUCCUCACGGCAAGAGAUGGAGAGGAUCAUGGAUCAGAAGAUGGCUGUGCUGCGGAACCAACUGGAGGUUUCACAGAACAUAGCCCCACCUCUAGAGGAACAGGCCAACACCCAGACUUCCCUCCAGGCCAUCUCAGAAAAGCUACAUAAUCUGCAGGUGUGUCUGAAGAACCUGGAGGUAUCCAGAGAGCAAGACCUUCAGAUCCUCAGAGAAGAGAUGGAAGACAGAAUAACCAAAGCCAAGAAGUCCUGGACCAAGGACUGCCUGAUUGAGAUGGAAAACAAACUAGAAAAUAUUGUGGACAUUGUGGACAUAAACAUCACAAGGGCCCUUGAAUCCACUCAGCAAAAGGCAGAGAAGAUCCUGAGUGAGAAGCUGACUGAAUUCCAGAACCAACUGGAAGUUUCACAGAAUGUCUACAGAGAAGAGCUGAUUUCAUUGGAAAGCAAACUAGAAAAUAUUGUGGACAUUGUGGACAUAAACACCACAAGGGCCCUUGAAUCCACUCAGCAAAAGGCAGAGAAGAUCCUGAGUGAGAAGGUGGCUGUGUUGCAGAACCAACUGGAAGUUUCACAGAAUGUCUACAGAGAAGAGCUGAUUUUAUUGGAAAACAAACUAGAAAAUAUUGUGGACAUUGUGGACAUAGACAUCACAAGGGCCCUUGAAUCCACUCAGCAAAAGGCAGAGAAGAUCCUGAGUGAGAAGCUGACUGAAUUCCAGAACCAACUGGAAGUUUCACAGAAUGUCUACAGAGAAGAGCUGAUUUCAUUGGAAAGCAAACUAGAAUUUUUCAUAAUUCAGAUCUACAAAGUUGAUAUCUCCCUGGAUGCUGACACGGCUCAUCCCAGACUGGAAGUGUCAGAAGAUGGGAAAAGUGUGAAGGAUGCUGGCAUGAUCAGAAAGGUGCCCAUGAGGGAGAAGAGAAUUGAUUCCCACCUUUUUGUGUUGGCAAAGGAAGGGUACACAUCUGGGAGAUUCUACUGGGAAGUAAAUGUUGGAAAGAGAAGAAACUGGAUCUUGGGUGUUGCCCAGGAAUCUGUGACUCGCAAGGGGACAGUGGCUUUGUCUCCUAAUAAUGGUUUCUGGGUCAUAGGAUUAGUAGAUGGGCAAGAGUAUUGGGCUUACAUGGAUCCUUGGACCCAUCUGGCUGUGACUGGGACACUGCAAAAGAUUGGGAUCUUCCUGGACAUCUCCACCAAGCAGCUGUCAUUUUACAAUGUCCAUAAGAAAACAAUUCUGCAUGCUUUUACCAUUGCUGAUGACAGCAUGCAGGAAGGGAAAUUAAUUCCCAUCUUCUCAACAGGUUCUGCUUCUGCAAAGACUGACCUUGAGCCACUAAGUUUAGUGUAGUAUUUUGAUGAUGGUAACAGAUCCUGAGAUCAAACUGAUGUCCUGUCAAACAAUCCUGAAGAUGUGCUUAUCAAUCAAAACAAGACAGGUAAUUCAUAUAAGAAACACUUGGCACAGCCUGGUAACCCUGCACUGAGUCAAUCAGAAGACGCCUUGGAGGACUGAUUGCUUGUGUGUGAGACACAAGCAUGAAAGAACUUCAGUUAUAGUGAACACUUAUGCAGAAGAGUGAAAUGUCUCCUCAGGGAAUGAGGUGAAAGAAUAUGCCUUUUGUAUUGCAUCCUUCUGGCUCUAUGGUUUUCCCACAUCUGUCAAUCAAAAUGAAAGUGAAUAUCCAAGAGAUGUAUUUGUACAAAAGCAGAUCACUGUUCUGGAGCAAGAAAGCUUUCUAGUGAGCUUGAAACACACUUCACAAGAACAAACUUCACCUCUGUACUUAAAUUUGCACUAGUCACAUAAGGCCGCUUUCAAACCAGUUGAGAAACAGUGGCAUGUCCUGAAGGCAGUUUACCUGACUUGUCAUCCAAGUUUGCUCUAGAGGUGUGGACAUUGCAUUCUGAAAGUUCCUAUUUUGUUCCAAAUGCUUCAAAAGUUAACAAGGAUUAGUCAGUCAUUCCUAAGUAUCUAAAUGGUCCAAGAUGAAAUUUUACUCACAGCUAAAUAUUUGGGGCAUUUGUAAUUUCUCCUAUUGAAGCUUUGCACUAAAUAAUUCAAUGUUCACUUAAAAAGAGCAUAGGAGGCAGUCCUAUCCACCAUAUUUUUGUAUGCAGUCUUUACAUGCUGGAGGAUUUACAGUGUUUGGAUGUGCUUCGCUUUCUAGUGAGUGAUGACUGACUUAACUUGUUGCAGGAAGAAUGGCUAAAAACAUGACAGACACCAGUAUGGCCA
This is a messenger RNA of Anas platyrhynchos (mallard), 2855 nucleotides long. Lineage: Eukaryota; Metazoa; Chordata; Aves; Anseriformes; Anatidae. The record is from RefSeq and is a predicted model, not a curated record.